Lutzomyia longipalpis is the source of this 1961-nucleotide messenger RNA. RefSeq names its product sorting nexin-8-like. The transcript is spliced from 5 exons. Gene Ontology annotation, molecular function: phosphatidylinositol binding. NCBI's taxonomy places the organism in Eukaryota, Metazoa, Arthropoda, Insecta, Diptera, Psychodidae. Gene Ontology annotation, biological process: retrograde transport, endosome to Golgi. The record is from RefSeq and is a predicted model, not a curated record. Bases 716 to 1870 code for a protein of 384 amino acids.
GCAGAGAGAUCACCCAGUAGAUUGAUAAAUCCCCCACUCCGCUGAUCAUGGGAUCUGGACGGUGUUCCAGUAGGGAUAGCGCUUUGCUGGUGAUCUCUGUCAUACGCGUAGAUUCGUGGGAACCUUUUGUGAAUUGGCUUUGUCUCAUUCUCGCACGGUGAUGAUGUAAGUCGCGCCAGCCAUGAUUAUGCUAAAGAGCCGGUUCUCCAGCUUGAUCAGGGGAGUGCUCGUGAGCAGGAGGGAUUUAUGGCGGUGCCAGUGAGUGAGCGAAAAAUAAAAAGUGUCGAGGAGAAAGAAAGGGGGAAUCCAAGCUGUGAGAAGUGCGCGAAACUCUCGCCUGGCUGGCAGUUUGACGAUACCAACGAUCGAGGUAUGAGAUCCGCACGAUCGGUGUUUUUUUGGGUUUUUCUAUCGCAGCACUUUGUGAGAUCAUUUCCACCCAAAAAUUAAUAGUCCGGUAUCUCCCACUUUUUUUUUAACUCGCCUGUCCAUGGGACUGUGUAAUCAUUGCUGGACUUGUGGCAGCAAUUAAAAGCACAAUUUGCGUGGAAAGCAGUGUGCAACGCAUCUCCAGCGCAACAAAAGGUGAUCACGAGGUGUUUGUUGUAGGCAAGAAUUUUGAUGGUGUCGCACAUAGUGAAGAAAGAAACGGUGUGGUCUUGGCAAUUUCCGUGACACGUUGCAGAAACUAUGAGCGGUAAACUAGCAUCGUCAAAUGCUCCAAUUCCCGCACUUUACAGAUUCACCAGCGAUAAAUCCAAUGAAUAAGGCAACGAAUCCAACUGCAAGUGGCGCCAAAGGCGAUCCAGAUGUUAUUCUCGUGACUCUGGUGCCUGAGAAGAAGGGACUAUUCCUCAAGCACUCCGAGUACGAGAUCUCUUCGCGGAAUUACAAAUGCAGCGUUGCGAGGCGCUACAAUGACUUUGUCAAUCUGCACAAUUUACUCGUUACGAGAUUUCCUUAUCGUAUGAUCCCGCGCCUUCCGCCAAAGCAGCUCAUGUUGGACUCUCUGCUUGAGGAGCGACGUCGAGGGCUACAGAGAUGGCUUAAAAUCGUUUCGCGACAUCCUGUGAUUGGUGCUGGGUCACUUCUGAGGAAUUUCCUUACAGACAGUAGCUCAGAUCAUCAGGAACACCUCAGAGAACUCUUUAACAGCGAACCCGAUGAGUUUUCUACGCUUAGUGAAGAAGUUGAGUUACCACUUGAGGAUCAAGGACGCCUCGCUUCCAAUCGGGAAAUAAUGCGCACCAUGCUGAAUGCCGUAACCAGACUAAAGAAAUUCGUGGAUCAACAGGUAACACGGAGUGUUAAUCAGUCCAAAGAUAUGGAAGACAUCUCAUCGAUCCUGAAGCUCCUGAGCUCGAGCGAUCGCGUCUUUUCCUUCGAUACCUUCCCGGACAUGACCAAGGGAUUCCACGAAGUUGCCAAAAUCUCAGAGAAAUCUGCUAUGACGCUGGAAAAUGCCAUCAGUGAGCGUUUUAAUAUGCUCCUCGAUGUCCUAACAGCACACAGUGAUCUCUGUGAUCGCGUGGAGAAGGGAAUUGUGGCAGAACAUCAGCGAGCUCUGACGAAGAUGCUGACACUCAAUAAACAAAAAAUGAAGGGAGUAAUCCGAGGCACGGCGGCUGAUAAUGUAGCGGCACUGCAUGAGAAGGAAGUUGCCCAAACAGGUGUUGUGGGUACUCUCGGAAGGCGCAGUGCCUUCAGCCUGCAGUGUGUACUGCAGGAGACUUCUCUAGCACAGGAGUACCUUCAAGCGCUUCCAUCGAUCGUCCUGGCCUUCUGUAAUGAACAAAAUCAAUCAAAUUCCCUCUCAGCGGACACCUGGAGAGAGAUCCUCAAUGCUGAAGCCAAGAGAUUGAACCAAUAGGAUCUCCUUAAUUUCAUUUAUUGGGAUUCUGUACAAAAAAAAUUAUUGGGUCUGUUGUUGAAUAUUAAAAAUUAUUUGCUCAAAAUUGAAA